Messenger RNA from Sphaeroforma arctica JP610, 2193 nucleotides. RefSeq lists its product as hypothetical. Gene Ontology annotation, biological process: dephosphorylation. The record is from RefSeq and is a predicted model, not a curated record. The coding region runs from base 89 to 1459 and encodes 456 amino acids. Gene Ontology annotation, molecular function: phosphatase activity. Lineage: Eukaryota; Ichthyosporea; Ichthyophonida. The transcript has 12 exons.
GAUACAAUUACAUACGUCUCCUAUUGACAUUGUAGACUUAAUUUGUUUUCGAUAUUCAUACUACGAAUCAAGCGCCCUCGCUGAGUGUAUGAGCGAUAAAUACAAUCUUGGCCAGAUGGAGAUCUCUUUCUCGCGGAAACCGUCUGUCGUGGUCAUUGCUGUAGCCUUGGCUCUUUCGCUACUUUGGUUGGUAGCACAAACAGUGCAGUAUGUAGGGGCAUCGUUCGAUCCAUUCGCUUCGGACUGGAAGGCAGAGUCGUCUACGUUUGCGCCAAAGGACUCCACAUACAUACCCAUCAUGUCACAGAUUCUGUUUCGACAUGGCGAUCGGACAGCUGUGACUUCGCCCAUACCGAAGGUUUCCUAUCCAGCUGCAGACUACUACAUGUGUGAUAUGGGUAGGAUUGAAAGUUUUACCUACAAGGGAGACAAUUCGAAGGAACGGCCGAAUCCAUCUUUAAAAAUAAUCGCGACCGACGACGAACACGAGCCUGUGUGUGAAAAGGGGCUUCUGACUGCUAAAGGUUGUCGCCAACACGUUGCUCUUGGUGGGAAGAUGCUUCAGAAAUAUGGCAACUACUAUCUGCAGACAUCCACGAGUGAGAGACUGAGUUUGACACAGCUUCAUGCCACCAACUACGAUAGAACACACAAGUCACUGGCGUGUUUUCUCAAAGGGUUUCGUCUAUUUGAAGGUGAAGCCAAUCUCGAUGUGAAGGUCGCGCAGCAGGCCAGUACCAUAUUGCACCCGAAUUCGCACUGUCAGCAAUUUGUCGAUGCAAUAUCAGAUGUGUACACAACCCCGGAGUGGAUCACCAGGUGGAAGUCCCAUGGCGAGCCUUUAGUCAACCCAGUUGCUCAUGAACUGGGUAUUGCGGAAGACGAACUCUUGCGCUAUAUAACCUCGAAAGGUAAGAAGGGACCUUUGUGGGAGUCUGUCUUCGACCAGCUGCAUGUCCGUAUGUCGCAUGCACUCGGCUUCCCAGGAACACUCACACAGGACAUGUACGACAGGGUGCGGAAGGAGGCCUCGGUGCAGUUGGGCAUCGCAUUUUCUGACCAGACAAUGCUGGAAAUAGGCACGAUGGCGUUGAUGCAGAUGCUCUACGAUGAGAUGGACCGCAGAUUCACCGACUACAAGAAAAAUCGAUCUCCGAAUUUGAAUGAUAGGCUGCAACUGCGCUUAUAUUCCGGUCACGAUACCACUAUAAUUCCCAUGUUGUGUGCGAUGGCUGUGUACGAUGAUGAGUGGCCCGGUUACGCCAGCCAUUUCGAUAUACAGCUCGCUGUGAAAGAUGAGAAUCCAUUUGUGAGAGUAUACUACCAGAACUCAGACACUGACACAUCUGAACGACUUUUGAAGCUGCCUGGUUGUGCACAAGACGUUUGUACGUUGAAGGAAUUCAAAGCGAUCGCUUAUCAAUAUAGGCGUAAUAGAGAAUGCGACGCUAUUCCGUAACGCAAUUAACGGUGUGUUAGCAGCUAAGAAAAUAGGCUCACCCUCUGCACUUUUUCGGUCAGUUGACACGCGGCAUUAUAUCAGAUUCGGGGUCACGCGGAAACUCAACCGAGUCCUCUAACUCGCGUAUCUGAUAUGAGAAUCCAUGUGGUCCGUCAUCGCAUCCGCCCGGUGUUUCACCACAUUCAUCUGGUGUUUUACUGUGUGUAUGGUAUAUCAGAGCCGAGAUGUAUUCUCUGUCGGUGAUCCGAGAAUGCUUACGUAACAGUAAUAAGCCGAGCAUCCAAUGAUAUAGGAAGCUCUUUGUAGAUAGAUGUUUAGAUGCACGGAGUCAGUCUCCGAUAAAGAAUUUACUAUUGUCGAGUAUAUGCAUGGAAGGAGAAUGAGAAUGUGUAAUAUUCAUUGACAAUUAUCCAGAGUGGAUAUUAAGUACCGGGUGUUAAUUUGAAGUCAGAUUGUAAAUUAUGCGGUUUUGUAGGGUACCAUCUCGGAUACGUGAUUCCGUGUGACUAGAUCAUAUACACCAACAAAUAAUUGUUCGCUAUCGAGAGACACGGCCCAAAUACCCUCUAUAAUCCAGCUGGAUCGCAUCACGGGCGCCUAAUUCACUAUGCUUGAUCCGGUUAUGUCAAAGCGGUUGAAAAACAAUCGGCGGACAGCUACAACGAGCUAAUAGCACGCUUUGUACCCGUUCUUCAGCAAUUUCUUAGUAAAACGAUGCAUAUUGACAUUCC